Messenger RNA from Ustilaginoidea virens, 1530 nucleotides. RefSeq lists its product as uncharacterized. Lineage: Eukaryota; Fungi; Ascomycota; Sordariomycetes; Hypocreales; Clavicipitaceae. Gene Ontology annotation, biological process: cellular response to biotic stimulus. The transcript is spliced from 4 exons. The record is from RefSeq and is a predicted model, not a curated record. Bases 1 to 1530 code for a protein of 509 amino acids.
AUGUCCAGCAAGUUGGUGCUGGAGAACGACAUCUCCUACAUCCAAACGCCAAAGCAAGCACCGUCGUCUUUUGCUGCUUUUGACUGCGGUGUCUGGACCACUGACUCGGCAACUAUCCACAACCCUCCGCUGCCCUCCGAGGGCGCAGGCAAUGAGAGCUUCUCCAACCUCCUUCUGGGUGCGCUGCUGCUGGGCGUGCCUUUUCUUGUCAUCCGCUUUGUCGGGUUGGGCUUUAAGACGUGGUUCUUCUUUGUCGUUGUGCUUGCUCUCCCUAUACUGAUUGUGUACUGGACCUUGGCCUCCAACUUCAGCCCCAGGAUUAACGAGAAUGUCAGACUCCCAGGUCGUCCCGUCGAGACGUACGUAACGUUCAAGGAUGCCGCCGACAAAGCAAAGUGGGGUGGCAACAGCAAAGUUCCCAUCCAGACUUUCUCCGAGCUUUACAUUAACGGCCGAGCUGAUUUCAAUGGUGACACCUUGGAUGUUUUGGAAUACCGUCAUGAUUGGUCCAAGUUCAGCUUCACAUGGGACUUAUUCAAGUAUAUUUUCUGUACCUUCUUCGUCGACGUACUGUUCCACACGAGAGAGCAGGACAUGGAGCAGAUCCGCCCCAAUUACGAUUCGGGAAACGAUCACUACGCUUGGUUCCUUGGCCCUCGCAUGAUUUAUACCAGCGGUGUCAUCUCCGAUCCCACUCGUGAGGAGACUCUUGAAGAGCUGCAGGACAACAAGAUGGCCGUGGUGUGCGAGAAGCUCGAGCUGAAGAAAGGCGAGACUCUCCUGGACAUUGGAUCUGGCUGGGGCACGCUCGCCAAGUUUGCCAGCGUCAACUACGGUGCAAAGGUUACUGGUGUCACGAUUGCCAAGAACGGCGCCGCAUGGGGCAACGACGUCCUCCGCAAGGCUGGUGUUCCCGAAGAGCAGAGCCGCAUUCUGUGCAUGGACUAUCGCGACGUCCCCAAGCAAAAGUUCAACAAGAUCUCCCAGCUGGAAAUGGGCGAGCACGUCGGCAUUCGAAAGCUCACUGGUUUCUUCCGCCAAUGCUACGACUUGCUCGAGGACGACGGUGCCAUGUACGUGCAGCUCUCUGGUCUCCGACAAGCUUGGCAGUACGAAGAUUUCAUCUGGGGACUCUUCCUUAACAAAUAUAUCUUCCGCGGAGCCGAUGCCUCCACCCCACUGUGGAACUACGUCCGAUCUCUAGAAAGCGCAGGGUUCGAAGUAAAAAGCGUCGAUACUGUUGGCGUGCACUACUCAGCCACCAUCUGGCGCUGGUACAGGAACUGGGUCGGAAAUGCUGAUGCCAUUACCGCCAAGUAUGGACAGAGAUGGUACAGAAUCUGGGAACUCUUCUUGGCUUGGUCCGUAAUUGCUUCCCGCCAGGGCAGUGCCACCUGCUUCCAGAUCCUCGUUGUUAAGAAUCUCAACGGUGUCCACCGAAUCAACGGCGUAUACUCGCAGUUUGGACUUUCUGGCGCGUUGGCUAAAAGCCGUGCUCUUGGCAAGGCCUCACUUCCCAAUUCUAGCUAG